This is a messenger RNA of Cygnus olor (mute swan), 4051 nucleotides long. It is a transcript of the gene RGS18, whose product is annotated as regulator of G protein signaling 18. Bases 561 to 1265 code for a protein of 234 amino acids. The record is from RefSeq and is a predicted model, not a curated record. The transcript is spliced from 5 exons. Lineage: Eukaryota; Metazoa; Chordata; Aves; Anseriformes; Anatidae.
CACAUUGCAGAUAGAACUUUGUCCAGCAUAUGGCAUCUGAGACUGCAGAAAGCAGUUAAAGGUCAGCUAGAAGCUCUGCUAAGAGCUUAAAGAAAAUUUUGCAUGUUUUUUGAUGUAAACUGAUUCUCUUUAAAGUUCAUUUUAGAGAAGCUAUAUACACUUCUCACAGGUUUUUGGAAGAAAAUGGUGGUACCAGCCUAAGUCUACUAAAAUAUCAAGUUCUGCAAGCACAAAAGCAGGAGUUGCUCUCUGCUAGUAGCUGCGUUUGUCCGUAUGAUCAACAGCCAUUUUGCAAAGUUGUAAUCUCACUUCCCUAAAUGACGACUGUAAAAACAGAACUCUACUUAAAGUCCUGUGUGUGUGCAGCUGCAGUGACAGCGAAGGUGGAGAACCUCCUUCUUUCCACUACCUGCUCUGGAAACCCUAACAGCCUAUUGGGGGCAACGCAGCCCAAUACAGCAUGAGCACGCCUUCCUGAGCACACCAGUUACACCAGAUGAAACUGCUGUAAGGAAGUUAAAGAAACAUUUUCUAAAACUGGGAAGCUUUUUUAGAAGAAGAUGGAGAACCCACUUCUUUUAUUCCCCCAGCUAAACAUUUCUGCUUCGAAGGAUAAAUCCUAUUACAAAGUCACGAAGUCAGCAGUUAAGGAAGAGCCAAAUAAAGCAAGCAAGGCUGGAGCAAAGCAGAAGAGAAAUAGGCUGAGCCUUCUCCUGCAGAGAUCUGAAUACCACGAAGGUGAACAUCUUGGUAAACCUGGAAACUUGACAAAAGCAUCAAGUGUGUCUCCCGAAGAAGCAGUGAAAUGGGGUGAAUCUUUUGACAAAUUGCUUUCCCAGAAAGCUGGACUGGAUGCCUUUACAAACUUUCUGAAAACUGAGUUCAGCGAGGAGAACAUCGAGUUCUGGAUAGCUUGCGAGGAUUACAAGAAAAGCAAAACUACACAUGAACUUUUCCCAAAAGCUAAGACCAUUUAUGAAACAUUCAUACAAAAAGAUGCUCCAAAAGAGGUGAAUUUGGACUUCCAAACCAAAGAAGUUACAAGUCAGAAUAUUGAACAGCCCGUCAUCACCACCUUUGAUGCAGCACAAAACAUAGUCUACAGGCUGAUGGAGCAAGACAGCUAUCCGCGUUUCCUAAGAUCUGAUCCUUAUUUAAAUUUGGUUAAGGGAAGAAAUCCCAGUCGUCCCACUCUUAGGAGGAGGUCACGAUCUUUUACAGUCAAUGAUUUCCAGGGUGUGCGACCAGACUUUACUGUUUGGUAAUAGGAAACUCAACCCUUACAAAUUCUAGCUACUGCAAGCAAACUGUAUGUGUGUUCUAAAAUCCAAAUCGUUAGCUGGUGUAAAUAUGUAGAAAGCAAAAUUGCGUGCAUUUAUACCAGGUCACAGUUCUGUAGCCAGUGAGUAAUCUCAUUUAUUGUAGCUAAGUGGGUACUAUAUAUUGCCAAGACAUGUUGUGUGAACCUUUUGUACAGUAUUUUUUUUAAACUCAGUCAAGAGCUGUUAUCAUAUCUGAAUUCCAACAUGAAAAUAUUGUUUAAAAGGCCAUUUGAUAACAUCCAUCAUAUAUUCUGAGCCUGUAUUAUUUAAAACAGAGUUUCAUCACAAUUUGAAUCUAUAAACAUAGCCUUUGCACAUAACUUUGUUUUUGCAGUAUUUCCUACACUAAGCACAGAAUAUUUGUGGUAUUUCUCAUAUUGCAAAACACAUGGGAACAUUAGUUAGGUGAAAUGUAAAAAUUAUAUGGAUUUUAACUACAGCCACUGCAUAAUUAAAAUUUAGCUAUUGCAUAUUUUAAGAGAAUCAUAAGAAAGCCUAUUUAAUUUUAUAGGGAUACAUUUUAUACUGUUUUCUUAUUAUGUGUGUCUGUUCUCUCUAUUUAAAUUAUUCUGUAUAAAUUCGCUUUGUCAUCAAAUGUGUUCUAUUUUUUUGCAAGCAAACGAGCAGCAAUCAAGAACCAACAAUGCUAUUUUAACGCAAUGUGUGUUAAUAUGAAGUAAUGUAUAUAUAUAAAUAUUUUUACUUUUAUUUGUAAAUAUUCAUGUUGUACCAGCUUUGUUACUUAACUUUGUUCUAAAUUUUUUUUGCCUUUUAUUUUGAAAAAGAGUCUGAAAAUUAACAGCUCUUGGACUAAGUAGAAUAACGUUCAGUUCUACCUGUCAUUAAUGUACUCUGUGGGUAUAGAGGAGGAAGGAAGAAUCCCCCAUUUUAUUUGUUUAAAGUAAUGCAUAUCAUUUUCGUAGCAAGCAUAUGCAACCACCCUGUCCUUUUCUUUCAGGAUUGAUGCAGACAUAUUUAGAAACAUGGGGAAAUUCUUAAAAUCUUAAACAUUGGUUCUGUUCAGCAACUAAGUGACUGCAGGCUUUAGUUGGAACUGUGACUUGUAUAUUCAGUCACCUUGCAUAGAAUUUAAGCUUUCUCCCUUUUCUUUCUCUUCCACUAAGUGGUCAAAGUGAUGAGGUGCAGCUCAUCAUGAAUUUUAUGCUCAUUACUAAUUCAGAGUAUAUAUGAACUGCUUGUUCUGAGGACUUCAGUGUCUGCUUUACUAACUUUCAAUAAAUCUGAAGUGAUCUACUUAAAAAGUUGUCAGGAUUCAGUUUAUCACUAUUACGUUGAUUAAAAACAACAACAACAACAACAACAAAACAUGGAGGCUUCACUUCACUUAUAAUUAAAUAGUAGCUGUAAUCAAUAACAUUUCAAUCAAAAGUGGUAAGCAAAGCACAGAGAUGCAGAACUCCAGGGGAUGCUGCCAAGUGGCAAUGACCUGGGAUCAGUGUUCUUCAAGCUCUUCAUUUUACCUGUGAAAUAGAUAGAAAACAUUUGCAGUUGAGGAGUGUGAUCCUUCCUGAUUUAUUCCAUUACUCUUCUCUAACCCCAAAACUCUGGGCAGAAGUUUCACAUGAGUGAAUGCUGCAGUCACUAUUUCUAAGACUGUAAAUGGUCAGAAACUGGGCACGGUGAUUCGGAAAUAAACUGAAUGUUUUUAGUAGGUUGAUAUUGUACUUCAGUCACCCUUAUCAAUAUAAAGUGCAGCUUUGGAGCUUGUCAGCCUCCAUUUUUAAAGAAUCGUCAACAUUCCUGUUGUCCUUGUUACAGGUGUCACAUGAAGGAGAGAAUGCAGUGAAAUGCAACUUUCUAACCCAAUUUCACUGCUGAAGUCAGUGUAUUUGUCUAGAUAGUCAAUUUACCCUUGCUCUUUGACUGCGUCUCCCUUAAACAUGAAUCAAUUCUCCCCAGAAUCCUGCUUUUAAUUAAGGAAUCUCUAAUAUCACCAGCAAUGGUGCCAGAGUUCUCAGGUAUUUAAAAUAUGCAUUUUCUUAUGAUUUGCAUUACUAACUUUGUUUGACAUAGAGAACAGACCACCUCAAGGAAUUCCAUUCUUUGUGGUAUAAUCAAAUUGUUCAAACCCUUAAAAAGGAGUAGCUAUUACCCUAUUUGGGUAUUAUUCAUAUCAACAACUCACUCUGAGUCCUUUUUCUGCAAACAUGUAGAGAAGACUGUCAUUUUUUUCCUCAUUUGUUUGCAUGUCCAGCUCCUCACACACGUUCAGCUCUUGGCCCUAAGGUUUUGACGCCUGAAGACGGUCUGGGAAAUUUAACUUCACAAUUGCCUAAACCUUUACAUGCUGCCUAUCCCCUUCUUGCCUUGUGCAUCGCUACGCAGCCAUCCUUUACUGUAGGUCUCACUAUUUUUGCCCAACGAGUCUUGCAUGGUGUCUGUCUACAAGCAACCCUCCUUUUCUCCCCCCACACUAAGCUAUGUAUGAAGCCAAUUAAACAGCUAAAUUAACUGUUGCUCGCAAUAUGUAGCUCUGUGCACUAAAACUGAGUAGCCUUUACUGCACCCUAAAUGUUCUUUUGUGUGCUCACCUAUCUGAAUGAUAUCCUGCCAAAUGCCUCACUUGGUAGUUCACUUGGGAGGUAGCAGUGGGUCUGUUACAACACAGGAAUAAGACCUACAUGUUUGCAGCUAGAUUCUCAACCGGUGUGAUUAUGUUCCUCCAUACCAGCUAAGAAUCUGGACAUUUACCAUGGAUUAAAUAAAUU